UCGUCCACUCAUUCAUCCUCAGCACCCAAUCUUCUGGGGUUCGUACUGAUAGGCGCCGCUGCGUUUGGAGCAUUUGCCUACGUCUCGCAGACACGGCACCUGGAUCCGGACAAGGAGGGCCGUGAGAAGCGCAAGCCACAUCCCAACCCGCUCAUACCUCCCAAGCAGGAGCACAAAAUAGACGAGAGAAAGGAAGGUUUCAUCAAAAUGGCGCCAACGCAAGAGGUUCGAUUCGACUCGUCACAAGUCACAGUCAUCUUUGUGCUCGGCGGGCCUGGCGCGGGCAAAGGUACGCAGUGCGAGAAUCUGGUCAAGGACUAUGACUUUGUGCACCUGAGUGCUGGUGACCUGCUCCGUGCCGAGCAGGCCCGGGAAGGCUCCGAAUACGGCCAGCUGAUCGCGGACUACAUCAAAGAAGGCAAGAUCGUUCCACAAGAGGUGACGAUCGCGCUGCUCCGGAAUGCAAUGAAAGCAGCGCUGGCAUCACCACCGUCCAACACACCCUCGGCGGCAUCUAAGUGGUCCGAUGGGAGAGGGCGCUUCCUGAUCGACGGUUUCCCGCGCAAGAUGGACCAGGCGCUCGAGUUUGACAGCAAAGUGUGCGAGUCUCGCUUUGUGCUUUUCUUGCGUUGCACGGAGGAGGUGAUGCUGGAGCGCCUGCUGGAGCGCGGCAAAACCAGCGGACGCACGGACGACAAUGCGGAGAGCAUCAAGAAGCGCUUCAGGACGUUCGAGGAGACGAGCAUGCCCGUUGUUGAGUACUAUGGCAAGGAAGGCAAGGUUGUCGAGGUUGAUUCUGUGGAGAGCAAGGAGGCAGUCUACCGCCAGAUCAAGGAGGCAAUGGACGGGACGUUCAAGAAACUCGGGCAGGAGCCGUAAACUUGUUCAUGACCUGAGCCCACACAAACAUCAUAUCUGUACAUACCUUCUUCCUGCUCAAGCGCACCCUGCCUCAGAUGGAUAUCGCUGAUCGAACUCUGGCGGACAGUAGUGACCUGAUCAUUGCGCGAUCGCACCUGGCGCACACCACUCACCGAGAAGGGCCGAAAGCACAUGGAAUCAGGAUAAACGACGGCCAGCCAGUGGCGUAAGCUUCCGCUGCAAUCUGCAGAACUCUUUUGCCAUCAGCCAGUAAAAAAACUCCACUUCUGGACUGUGUCGGUGUUCUGAGGUCGGGGAGUCGGAGCGAUGUUAUCGAAGAUGGGCCAAGUGGCACAAUAAUGAAUUGCCCCGAAAAUUGCGAGAGAAAGCUGUAGAAGAGCGAUGCUGAU
Messenger RNA from Tilletiaria anomala UBC 951, 1271 nucleotides. Its product is annotated as UMP-CMP kinase. Gene Ontology annotation, biological process: 'de novo' pyrimidine nucleobase biosynthetic process; CDP biosynthetic process; UDP biosynthetic process. The transcript has 3 exons. Lineage: Eukaryota; Fungi; Basidiomycota; Exobasidiomycetes; Georgefischeriales; Tilletiariaceae. Bases 208 to 879 code for a protein of 223 amino acids. Gene Ontology annotation, molecular function: UMP kinase activity; ATP binding. The record is from RefSeq and is a predicted model, not a curated record. Gene Ontology annotation, cellular component: cytoplasm; nucleus.